GGAAUACUAAAUUAUACGCAUUUUAGAAUUAUAUAAAAGGCUAAGGGAAAGCGUAGUAAAAUGGUCAUGUCGUUUUGAACGUAAUGUUACAUCUUUUUUUAUGUGUGCAAAUUCAUUUAAUAAACACGUGCGUCAAGGGUACUAGAGAAAUGAAACAGGUACUUCUUUAAUGGAUAAAAAGUAAUCAAAAAACCUAAUUCACUAGAACCUAGACAAAUUUGUAUCUAACGGAAGUGAAGACAAGUAUGAUAAAAAAUAUUAUAACAAUUUCAUAAAGAAAUAUCACGUGUUACGUAUGCUUUUAAAUAUCUGAUCAAUAAUUAACUGAGAAAAUUCUUUUUGUCAGUAGCAACCGUACUUAAUUAUUUGUUAAAGCAAAGAAAAGCAUUACACGAAGAGCUGCUGACACAAAUUCGAAAGUCACUCUCUGUUCAUAUGCUCAAGUGACAUUGAGUCUAAAUUGAUGUGUUUUUUUUUUUUUAUUCAGUUAUCAAGAAUGGGAACAUUAGCGAAAAUAGUGAGAUAUACUCUUUUCGGUGCUAACUGCAUCAUUCUUAUAUGCGGUAUUGCAGUAUUUACGGUGGGAGCAUGGACAUUGGUACGUCACUAUUUCAUGGAAAGAUUACUGGGAACGAAAUUAUACUUAAGCUCAGCGUCCAUUUUGAUAGUGACAGGAAUCACGGUUUGCAUCAUCUCGUUCCUAGGGUGCUAUGGAGCUAUCAAAAGAAUUAAAUGGAUGCUUGCAACAUAUUUCCUGAUUUUAAUGGUGAUCUUCAUCACCAUGCUCAUCGGUGGUAUAUUAGGCUAUGUUUUCAGAUAUAAGGUAGGGGAAAAAAUGAAACGGGAGAUGAUCACAACCGUUCCCUUGUACAUGAAUGAUACAGUCAUUACAGAUGCUUGGGAUGCAGUUCAACAAUACUUUAAAUGCUGCGGUCUAUCGAUAGGCUCCGAUCAGGGCUAUAAGAUCUGGAGCAGGAAUCCAAACUUCACCGGAGACAAGAAAGUUCCUGAGUCGUGCUGUAAACAAGCCGUUUCUGUCAGUGCUUGUCAGAGUAGUCCCGAAGCUAAUACUUAUAGUCGAGAUUGUUACGUGCAGAUGAGAGAUUUCACUCUGCAUCAUGCACGAGUCUUGGGAGGAAUAGGGAUUGGAAUCUCCUUCGUUCUGAUCCUUGGAAUGAUAUUGUCCUUCUCGAUGUUUCUCUUGAUUGAAUGAUGAUGAAUGUUUCGUUUAGGCAAAUAAACAAUAACUGUUCGUCAAAAGGAAAAGACGGACUCUCAAGAAAUUGAACUUCCUGUUGAGUAAUGAUACACGUUUCUGCCUGAACUUUUAGGAGCAAGUUAGUUUAUGUGUGCUGACUCCUCCAUCGUUCUUUUCAUAUCGUGCAAGGGUUUGAUUGCGCAUUUUCAGUGGCCAUGUAAGUAAGAGAAACUAUGUCUUUGAAAGGAACUACUGCUUGGAAAAUUUUAUAUGUAGCUAAUGCGAAAAGAGUGACUUUGAAUGAUUUCUUUUUUAUAUGUAAAUGCUUCUUUCUGUUUCUCAUUUUGACAAAAAGUUGAAUCUAAAUUUAAAAAAUGAAAUGUUACAAUGACUGCAUUGCCAUUAUUGUGGAAUUUUGUGAUGUUUUGCUGAUUACUCUAUCACGUAAUGUUUCCUCUCACCAAUGAAAUAUUUAGUUACUUUAUCGAAAUUACUGGUCGGUUUUUACUUCCUCUUUAAAAAUUUCUCAGGCACCUUUUUGUUUUCAGGAUAAUAGAUGCAGCAAUGACUCCUAAUAAGGACAUUAAGCUUUUCAUUCGUUGAUAAUAUAUUUGUUGCAUUCGUUAUAUGUAUUUGUUGAUACUAUAUUGUAAUAGUAAAUUGUACAGUGUUUUGUAGUAUGUACUAAAUAAACUAUCAUAUAAUGAAAAGUC
Messenger RNA from Stegodyphus dumicola, 1911 nucleotides. RefSeq names its product CD151 antigen-like. Lineage: Eukaryota; Metazoa; Arthropoda; Arachnida; Araneae; Eresidae. Gene Ontology annotation, cellular component: plasma membrane. The record is from RefSeq and is a predicted model, not a curated record.